Molecule: messenger RNA, 3448 nt
Organism: Phyllopteryx taeniolatus (common seadragon)
Lineage: Eukaryota; Metazoa; Chordata; Actinopteri; Syngnathiformes; Syngnathidae
Product: PHD finger protein 20-like
Exons: 17
Coding region: 90-2339 (749 amino acids)
Biological process (GO): regulation of transcription by RNA polymerase II
Cellular component (GO): NSL complex; nucleus
Source: RefSeq, a predicted model, not a curated record
GGAAGCAGAGUGCGCAUGCGCCCAAAGUGCCAACUCGGUGUGACGUCACUCAUGGGCGCACUCACUGACUGCGCUGCUCAAACCGAGAGAUGAAGAGUCCUCCAGACAGGGCGGGCAUCAAGUUUGAGGUGGGCGCUCAACUGCAGGCCAGAGACCGCCAUAAGAACUGGUACUCGGCCACCAUCGACAAAGUGGACUACGACAAAGAGCGCAUCCUCAUCCACUACCGCCGCUGGAGCCGCCGCCGCGACGAAUGGUUCCACUGGAACUCGCCGUACCUGCGGCCGCUGGAGCGAGUCGGCCUGAGGGGGAGGCGGGGCCUCAAUCCCACCGACGUUUCCACGUCGUUUGUUUCCGGCACCAAAGUUUUGGCCUGUUGGACCGACUGUCGUUUCUACCCAGCCAAAAUUCUGCGCGUCAACGAUGACGACUCGUACACUGUACGUUUCUAUGACGGCGUGGUUCGGACUGUGAAGCCCCCUAAAGUUAAAGCCUUACAGAAAAAGUCCAAAUGUGACAAGGCGCCUGUGGGAAGCGAGGGCUUGGAAGAAGGAGAGAGCGAGGAGGAGUGUGAGGAAGAAGGAAGGGAGGAUGAAGAGGAGAACGAGGAGGAGAAGGCUGAAGACGAAAGGGGCCCCCAGCCGUCUUCGUCGUCGUCGUCGUCGUCGUCGUCGUCGUCGUCGUCGUCGUUGCCUCCUCCAGCAGACAAGGAGAGUCUUCCACGCUCUCCGGGUGGAAACAGCGAGACACACGAGCAGCCAAUCGCAAGCGAGCUUAGCCAGCCUGAUGUCCCAAACCCUGCCCGCAUCGACAAAGAUGUGCUGUUGGAGCGCCAAGCCCACCUGCCCACCACUCACAAAUUCAGCAGAGAACCCUUGUACAGGGUGAUCAAGAACCAGCCUCCCCCCAUCCUCUCCAUCGAGCUGGACCACAAUCCCUUCAAGUGUCCGUCGGCAGGCUGCACCAAAUCCUUUCGGAAGGCCAGUCUGCUGCACUACCACAUCAAGUACUACCACGCGGAGCAGGAGCAGCAGCCGGACGAGCGAGGCAGCGUAGUUGCAGCGGAAACGCCCAGGAGAAAGCGCUCGACUUCCGAGGGUGGCCACUUCCCGUAUGACACAGCGAGCGUCACCUGUCACCAUGACGACAGAGAGCGCAGGACGACGGUAACAGAGGUGAAGAGGGACAAGAGUCAUCAAGACAGGAAAGAGAGGAACAACUUCAUGAGGGGCAAAUUGAAGAGGAAGAAGAAGAAGAAGAAGAAGAAGAAGAAAAAGCUAAAGCUGAGUCCAUCAGACGUGUGCAGUAGCGACGACGGCGGCUCGGCCUUCAAAGUCGACGAGGAGCACCCCGGCACGCGCACACCGGACGACGGCAGCGACUGGUCGACGCUGACGGCCGAGAGCGGCGAGGACGCGCCCUCCCGGUCGCUGGCCACGGGGACGGAGGACUGCGAGGCGGUGAGGUGCGUGUGUGAGGUGGACGAGGAGAACGACUUCAUGAUCCAGUGCGAGUCGUGCUUGUGUUGGCAGCACGGCACCUGUAUGGGCUUGUACGAGGACAACGUCCCACGGAACUACAUCUGCUACUACUGCAGACACUGUACAGGUUGGAGGCGGGCUCAGUAUUACCUGUCCGAGCCCGACUUGCUGACUUCCGGGCGCAUGUUCGGCCUGUCUUUCGUGGGGGACAACUACUCGGAGGGCAACACCUCCAAGAUCGCGCAGACCGGCGGCCUCCUGGCACACACGCACGGCCUCAAUCGGGUCCUCAGCGGGCUGCAGCUGAAGAUUAGCCUCUUGCACGCGCCGUCGCACCCCGACUUGCAGCUGUGGCGGUUGCCGUGGACGUCGGAGGAGGGGCGCAAGCCGAGAGAAGAGACCCCUGUCAGUUAUGUCAGCAGCGAGCACUGCUACCAGAAGCCCGUUGUGUUGUGGGACAAGCCGACGGCCGCUGCGAAACAAGACGCACGCGGUGAGACGGAUAAGGAAAUAAAGCGGGAAGACGAAGGCGAUUGGCACGGCCGCGCCAAAAGAACAAAGCGCGGGUGCACAAACGGCGACAAAGGGCACGCGCGCGCUCACCCGCCCACCUCGUCGACGGCGUGCCAGCUGAACCUGCUGGAGCACGUGGAGCGCCUACACCAACAGAUCAGCACCAGGAUGGACGUCAUCGAGAAGGACCUGGAUGUUUUGGAGUCAUGGUUGGACCAUUCCGGCGAGCUGGAGCCUCCCGAGCCGUUGUCCCGCCUGCCUCAGCUCAAACAGCAAAUCAGACGCCUGCUGCGCGACCUGUCCGUCGUGAGGCGGCUGUCUGUGCGCCACUGGCACUCCAGCUAACAAACAUGAUGGCACAUGGGACAAAUCAGGCACUCGAGCGCUUUUCUGCAGCGCCCCCCACGCCCCAAAAGUGCACUAGGCAGAGACAUUCAGCAGCUAACUAACUUGGCCGUGUACACAUCAACGCACACUCUUGAGCAUGAUUCUUUUACCAGCGUUUUGACGUUUCCUUGUACAUUGUAAGUUGAUUUCAUUUGUUGGAAACCAAGAGGGUUCUUGUUUUGACAAGAAAUCUAUUCUUCUUCAACAGAUGGCAUGAUGCUUUUGUUGUUGGUUUAAAGAUGGAAAAAAAAAAAGGUCAAAUGCUAAACAAGACUCACGCGUGGACGCCAUUUGGCCAAGGGUGAGCCCGGAUUUUGCUAGCGUGACAACCGGCGGUCGUCUCCUCUUCCGCUUGCUUCAACUAGCGGAAGCGGAGCAUUUUUGCGCCGCUCGGGCACGUCGCCAAAUACAAACCGCCACGCACUCUGCCAACGGAGUCAUCAAGUAAGUUUGUCCGUAUGAAGCUCAACACUGCGAGCGCCCAGAGACAUUCAAGUGCAUUAUUACUGAUCAAUGCACAGCGGUUCAUUGCCAAGCCGCCAAAUGACACUUUUCGAUUGAUGCGCCCACGCCAAACGCAACACCCCCCCCCCACAAUUUAGUGAAACAUUGCCACCUCAUUAUCGUAAUCGAAGACUUCCUGGUAACACCGUCAGCUAUGGCGAAUCUGUGCUAGCACUGCAGCUCCGCUUACCUUUGCUGUGACACGAUACAACUUGCGCCGCCGCUUCCAAGUGGUUCUCCGGCUCCGGAACAUCGGUGGGACUAACGUACAGAAGGGCUCGCUCGCAGACGGCUUUAGAAAUAGUCAGGUAACUAAAGAUUCAAUUUCCCACUUGAUAGGCGGGUGAGCAGACAAGUAUUUGUGUACAACACGCUAACUAAUCUUUCACUUUCCUGCAGGCAUCCUAAUACAUGCGGCCGUUUGAAGGAUGAGAUUUUGCUCACCGGUCGCUUGCGUCAUCCUGCACACACACAGCAAGCAAACUGUUUUCUAUUCUUCUACGAGAAACGGAAAUGUAAGAAGUUGUAGAUUUAUUUUGAUGGUGUUAAACUCACAAAAAACA